GGAGGGUGACAUUUAUUGCAUUCUUUCUUGUUUCUUUGCACUGACUCUAAGGUAUUGGGUUCUGAGAACUGAGGCUCCAAGGAAUGUUGCCAGGGACUUACUUUAUUUCAUGUAUGACCUGAAUGGAUGCUGUUUAUCUAAUUCUGUGAAGAGCAGACAUGAACUUGUAUGCAAGAAGGGUAACUUUGCCAGCGAUUACUCCAAUAGUUCUUCAAAAAAGGGUAAUUAAAGUAUACAGUGAGAAUGACACUAGCAGAGCUUUGGAAGUGCCAAGUGAUGUAACAGCCAGAGAUGUAUGCCAGCUGUUAAUACUGAAGAAUCAUUACAUAGAUGACCACAGCUGGACACUGUUUGAACACCUUCCUCGCAUAGGUCUAGAAAGAAUGAUAGAAGACCACGAAUUGGUAAUUGAAGUUCAGUCAAACUGGGGAAUCGAAGAAGAAAAUAGACUGUAUUUUAGAAAAAACUAUGCCAAAUAUGAGUUUUUUAAACACCCAAUGAAUUAUUUUCCAGAGCAUAUGGUGUCGUUGUCAAGCGAGAUCAGUGGAAUGAUAGGCCACACGCAGAUAUUACAGAUGUUCCUAAGUUCCAGCACAUAUCCUGAAAUUCAUGGUUAUUUGCAUGCAAAGGAGCAGGGGAAGAAAUCAUCAUGGAAAAAAUUAUACUCUUUGAGAAGAUCUGGCCUAUAUUUUUCCACUAAGGGACAUCAAAGGAACAGCAGCUCCCUCCAAAACAACAAUUCCUCCACCCAGCCUCUUCACAAGGAAAUGCUGGAUGAUGAGAUAAUCAUCACAUUAUGCAGUCAAGAACCAAGACAUCUGCAGUUUUUCAGUGAAUUCAGCAGUAGUGAUAUGUAUAUGUCUUUGGCAGGCAAAAAGACGUCUGGAACACCAACAAACUAUGGAUUCUGCUCUAAGCCUAACAAAGCAGGAGGAGUCAGAGACCUGAAGCAGCUUUGUGCAGAUGAUGAACAGAGUAGGACCUGCUGGAUGACAGCAAUUAGAUUACUUAAGUAUGGAAUGCAGCUGUAUCAGAAUUACAUGCAACCAUAUCAAGGUAGAGGUAGCUGCAGUUCUCUGACUAUAUCACCUAUGAAGCAUUCAGAAAAUUCCUUGGUAGCAAUGGACUUCUGACAUAGAAGCAGAGUUAUUGAAAAUCCAACAGAAGCUUCAGUUGCAGUUGAAGAAGGGUUAGCAUGGCGAGAAAAAGGGUGUUUACGACUCAACACACAUGGAAGUCCUACCACUUCUCAAAGUGCCACAUCCAGUGUAGCUAUACAUAGAACACAAUUGUGGUUUCACCAUAAAAUCGCUAGGGAUGAAGCUCAACGACUUAUUUUACAGCAAGGACUCGUAGAUGGGGUUUUCUUGGUACGGGAUAGCCAAAGUAACCCCAAAACGUUUGUAUUGUCAAUGAGCCAUGGACAAAAAAUAAAGCACUUUCAAAUUGUACCACUAGAAGAUGAUGGAAAGCUGUUCUAUACACUGGAUGAUGGUCACACCAGAUUUACUGAUCUCAUCCAGCUUGUGGAGUUCUACCUGCUCAAUAAAGGAGUAUUACCUUGCAAGUUAAAACACUAUUGUGCCCGAAUUGCUCUUUAACCAAAACAAGUCAGUUCACCAAACAGAAAAAAAGGAGAUGCUAGAACUCUUUUUUCUAAGGCAAUUUCCUAGGGGGAAAAGUCAUUUAUAUUGAAAUGGUUGUGAAUUUCAGAUACAAAGAAAAGUUUAUAUGCUCUAUACUGAAAGUACUUUGCAUUGUAAUUGUCACUGCAAAAAUGAACUUCAGAAAAAAAUAUUUCAUGUGAAAUUAUGUAAUGUUGCAGCACUGGAAUCUUUUUCAAAUGCAAACAGAUAUUUUUAAUAUUAUGCAACUUUAUUUACCAAAAUAAAAUUGGAGGGUGCCUCCUUGUUAGUAAUAGAUGACUAAUAAAUGAGCUAAUUGCAUUCAGAAAUACUCUACACUGUGCAAUAGAAAUUGUAUGUGUGGAGUAUAACAUGAACUUUGGGUGGAAAAACUCUAGAAGUUGGAUUGUACUUAAUUUGUAAAUAAAACUAUUUUGCGCUAUAUUUUUAAAUGCUAUUUUGUGGUGUCUUGCAUUCAAAAGUGAAAAUAUUCUGAAUUAACCAAUUAAAAUUACUUCUAAUGUCUUGACUAAUUCUGGAUCAGUUGUGUUAUGAAUUGUACUAUUGCUGCUGUAAUAGUACUCUUUAUAGGUUUUCUCCUUUAAGUAGUGACUUGAACCACAUUUUAUUAUACAGAUUUGGAGAUGAUGUGCAUUUGAGCAUGCAUAUAUGUAUUUUGUAGUGCACAUAAUGUGCAUGUGUAUAUAUGCAAUCUUUUGUUUAUCCAUGGGCACUUAAAAGGGCCCUGAUUUUAGGGUUAUAUUUUGGAAGUAAGGGUAUGUGGAAUGUUACUCCUUCCCAGGUUAAGUGUUAAACUGGAUUGUGGUUGUCUCUGUGUUCAUAUUU
Molecule: messenger RNA, 2471 nt
Organism: Dermochelys coriacea (leatherback sea turtle)
Lineage: Eukaryota; Metazoa; Chordata; Testudines; Dermochelyidae
Gene: GRB14
Product: growth factor receptor bound protein 14
Biological process (GO): insulin receptor signaling pathway; negative regulation of insulin receptor signaling pathway
Cellular component (GO): plasma membrane; cytoplasm
Source: RefSeq, a predicted model, not a curated record